This is a messenger RNA of Dictyostelium purpureum, 1422 nucleotides long. RefSeq lists its product as uncharacterized. The coding region runs from base 1 to 1290 and encodes 429 amino acids. Gene Ontology annotation, biological process: lipid biosynthetic process. The transcript is spliced from 3 exons. The record is from RefSeq and is a predicted model, not a curated record. NCBI's taxonomy places the organism in Eukaryota, Evosea, Eumycetozoa, Dictyosteliales, Dictyosteliaceae.
AUGAACCUUUUGGUGCCUUCUCCAGCAAGAAAUUAUUUUUAUCAAUCGUUUGUAUCAUAUGCUCAUAGCUUUUUAUUCAAAAACUUUUUAACAAAGAUCAAAUAUGGACAUUUAAUAGUUGAUAUAAAAGAUACAAAUUUUCCACAAUAUAUUGGAACUCCUUCUUUCAAAUAUGGAGAUGAUAAAGGUGAAGUUAAAGCAAGAAUACAGAUUAUAAAUCUCUAUAGAUUUUUUUUUAAAGUUUUAUUUGGAGGAGAUGUAGGCUUCUCUGAAAGUUUUAUUUUAGGUGACUUUGUCUGUGAUGACCUUAAAAAUUUAAUUACAAUUUUCAUCCUAAAUAGAAACGAAUUAGAUAAUUUCAAUACAAAAUGGUCAUUCGUAAUGGAUGGUGUAAAUAGAUUAGCACAUUAUUUACAUAGAAAUACUAUUGAGGGAUCAAAAGAAAAUAUUAAAGCUCAUUACGAUUUAUCCAAUGAAAUGUUUUCAUUGUUUUUAGAUAAAACAAUGAGCUAUUCAUGCGCAUAUUUUGACCAUAGAGAACAGGAUUUAGAGUCAGCUCAAAUGAACAAAAUUAGAAAGUUAAUCGAUAAAGCAAAUCUUACACCAGACUGCGAGUUACUAGAAAUAGGUUCGGGUUGGUUAGAGCUAGCAAUCGAAGCUGUUAGACGUACUGGAUGUCGUGUUACUACCGUUUCAUUAUCACAGCAGCAAAUUUCUUAUGGUUUAAAGAAGGUCGAGGAGGCAGGCCUAUCAGAUAGAAUCACCAUUCUCUAUAAGGACUACCGUCAUAUUGAAGGCAAGUUUGACCGUAUUAUCAGUUGCGAAAUGUUGGAGGCCGUAGGUUAUGAAAACUAUCCAAGUUAUUUCCAAGCCCUAGAAAGAUUAUUAAAGCCAAACGGUAUUUUUGUUGUUCAAUUUAUCACUUUUAAAGAUCAAGAUUUCCACGGCCUCAUAAAGCGUUGCGACUUUAUUCAAAAAUAUAUUUUCCCAGGAGGUCUUUUGCCAUCAAUUACCUCUAUCAUGGAAGCAGCCACCAAUCACUCCAACUUGGUCCUACAACAUGCUGAAACAUUCGGUACCCAUUAUGCAAUUACUCUUGAUAUUUGGAAAAAGAACUUUUUUGAAAACAAAGAUAAAAUCCUUGCAUUGGGAUUCGACCAACAGUUCAUUAAUAUGUUUGACUACUAUUUUUGUUAUUGUUCAGCCGCAUUCGAAACCCGUACUAUCAAUUUAAUCCAAAUGCAAUUCUCAAGACCCUGUAAUGUAAAUUUAAAUGACUUCAAGAAAUAAUUUGUUUUAAACAAUUUUUUUUAUUAUUCGAUUUAAUAAUAGUUUCUCAUAUAUUCACAAAUCAUUAUUAGUUAAAUAAUCUUUUUUUCUUUUAUAAAUAUAAAAAAUAAAUAUAUACAUAUAUUGUAAAAU